AACAUUGGCCAAAGAGUGGGUCAGACAACAUUUUAGAUAUAAUAUUGAUUUGACAGCGUUAUCAAACGUUAUCAGAGAUUUUUGAAUUUUUCGCAAACAUUCGUCCUAGUUUGCUAUUUUUAACGUUGUGACUGAUACGAGUUUUAGUAAAAGUGUAUGUUUUCUUAAAUCAAAGUGUAUAAAACACGGAAUACUAUAAAACGAUAUAUUUAGAUAUUAUAUAAACAUUUAAUUUUCAAUUGAAAAAAAAGGAUUUGAGAGUAUGAGAUGUGGGUGAUUGUGUAAAACAAAUAUAUGUCAAAAGAUACCAACAAGAUUUGCACCUACCCGCGGACAACUAUAAUGCUGACCUAUGUGUAAUAUGUACCAAGUUAUCAUCUGUUCAGUUGCGCUUAUCCUGGCAAACCAUGUGACCGGGCAACAAGUUAUUGGGCUAGGAUGUCCUUUGGGAUGGGAGUCACAUGGCGAGAGCUGUUACCAGUUUGCAUUCGACCAAAGAAAGACAUACGAUGACGCCGCAUCUAUGUGCUGGGGUCAAGGCAGUGCAUUGGUUAGUGUGGAUGAUUUGGGCGAACACAAUUUCCUAACACAGUAUCUUGAUCGUCAUGGAAGUCGAAGUCUCUCAGACUGGUACACAAGUGGACAAUUGAUCGAGCAUAUAGUGAAGUGGAACGGAGAUGGGGCUUAUUCAAAUUACACAUUCUCUAGCGACACUUACUGGAUUCUCGAACCUAUUAAUACACACUAUAGAGAAGAUAGGGUCAUUUACAAAUUCUCAUCUGCAAUCCGACAGUACAGGUGGAGUAGAACUACUGGUUCCGACCUGCUCAACUAUAUCUGUGAAAUCCCUAAAAAGGAGGUAUCUAGACUUGUACAGCAAGAUAGAGAUUUCGGGUUUGGUGUACCUGGCGUUGAUUCCGCUCAUAUUCCAAAAGGUCCAAGUUUUCUCAGAGACAUAGAAAAUGUUGUUGUUGUUGGAAACGACAUGUCUUUAGUCGUAGACUGUGUUUCGACUGGUUAUCCUCAACCAGAAAUGUACUGGUUUGUGAAAAAUGCACAGUCUUCCGAAUUCAAAAUGAUAUCCUCCCAAACAAAUAAAAGAUACACGUUUGCCAAUGGCCGUAUGACUAUAUCCAGACCUUCAGAGCUUGAAGAUGCUGGCGUGUAUCAGUGUAAAGCAGAGAACAAUCAGGGCUCCAUAGUUUCAGCACCAAUUUUGAUAUCAUUUGGUUAUCUAAAUCAAUUCAGUCCUAACCAGCAAGGUUUUGUCCAAGGAAGAAUGAGUCAAGGGACUUUCAUCAGCUGUAAAGCACCAAAUUCUAAACCAGCUUUGUCGUAUACUUGGUACAAAGACAAUAUACGCAGCUUCAUUCGGCCGGAAUUGAACAAAUACUACUUCAUAUCCGCCAAUGGGAACCUCUACCUCUCAGAAGUCCAGGAACCAGAUGCAGGAGAUUAUUAUUGUGUUGUUACUCUGGUUCCCCGCGUAGGAGAAAGACUAUCCACGACACAGCCGCCGAGUCGUACCAGCAGACCUAUAGAAUUACGGGUUGCUAGCAAUAACCCACUGGAAUACGGACCAAUAAUACACCCUGAUUUUAUCGCCGUGUAUCCAAAGCCACCGUUGGUUGGCCAUGAAGUCAGAAUGGAAUGUUUUGCUUAUGGAAGACUGCCAUUACGCUACAGUUGGUCACGUGAGGGACAGAGUUUCCCGCCUGGCACGAGAUUCAUGUAUGACAACCGUGUAAUGAUAAUACCUAAGGCGCAAUUCGCAGAUAGUGGCAAUUACACGUGCAAAGUUGUAAAAAUGUCGGGAAAGACUAAUAUUGACACCAAGUCUAUUAUUCUAAAUUUAGAAGCCGAGCCUUAUUUCGUGUUUCCGUUGCGCAACAUACACGCAGACGUUGAAAGUGAGCUGACAUGGCGGUGUGAGGCGCGUGCUGUACCACGUGCAACGUACACGUGGUAUAAAAAUUCGAAAAUGCUCACGAGAACUCCGGGCGAAAUAGAAAUAAAGGAAAAUGUACUGGUAAUUAAGAGUCUUGACAAGUCACGCGAUGAGGGAAUGUAUCAAUGUCAAGCAACAAAUGCUCAUGGAACAUCGAUGUCGUCUGCUCAGCUUAGAGUGAUUUCGAUAAAACCAAGCUUUGCCAGGUACCCGCUUCCCGCGACGUCUGUUGCAUCCGAGGGCGGAAAUCUUACAAUUCGUUGUCAGCCGGAAGCUGCACCUCAGCCGAUAAUCACAUGGUUACAUAACGGACAGGCCAUUGGUUAUGGAGAUACAAGACGAGAAAUUCUAUUGGACGGAACACUGCACGUGACGCAAGUUACGUCAGCAGACCAGGGCAUAUAUACAUGCAAAGCAACGAAUUUAAACGGAGAAGACCAGUCUAGCACACAAGUCUCCGUAAUGGCCGGUAUCCACUUCCAGACGGCACCAAUUGACCAAUCAGUGCAGGUCAACAAGACGACGUUCCUAUAUUGUGACGCAAGUUACGACACCAGGCGAUAUGACCUAACGUACACCUGGAAAUUUAAUGGAAGGCCAAUAAGCACUGUUAAUGAUCCUUUUUACAGAGAUGGUCGACGGGAGAACAUUAAUGGACUGUAUAUUGUUAACGCCCAGUACCGUCACACUGGUGUGUACGAGUGUGUAGCCGAAACUGUUACCCUGUCCGUCUCGAAGAAAGCAUUUGUCACUGUUAAAGGUCCACCAUCAGAGCCUGCAGGGGUGUAUGUUGAGCAUGGAGCUGGAGACAACCAAACAGUACGGUUAAUAUGGACUUGGAACCCAAGUGCUGACCAUGGUUAUCCGGUACUGUUCUUCGAAAUUGAUGCAAUAACAGAGUUUGAAAAUGAAUGGACAGUUUUAGCCACGGAUAUACCUCAGUAUAUGACAGUAAUCCAAGGGACCGAUAUGAAGAAUUACUUUGAGCUUAAGAACCUUCUGCCGUACAACUCCUACAGGUUUAAAGUUCGAGCAAAGAAUGAACAAGGCGUUGGUCCUGCUAGUAGGGAGUCCAACGUAUAUCAUGUGCCGGCGGCCCCGCCAAGAAAAGCACCUGUUGUAACAAAUAAAGGAGGUGGGUCAGUUGGACUUCUUAAAAUAGAAUGGACGCCCCUUUCUCGUUCAGAAGAAGGUGGAAAAGUGUUUGGCUACCGAGUUUUCUGGCGGUUGGCAAGCGAAACAAAAAAGGCCUUUCAUGAGGUCGAAGUAGGUAAUGUAACGCAGUAUUAUCAUACUGUUGGUUUGGAGAAUUACUACCUGCUUUACACAGUGAAAGUGCAAGCAUACAACAAGGAAGGUAACGGGCCAAUGUCAGACUACGCUGACGUGUAUUCAGCCGAGGGAAUGCCGACGAUACGACCAUCAAACGUGCGUUACAACCCUAUAAAUGGGACAGCUCUAACAAUCUACUGGGACCCUGUGCCAAACACAAGAGUGGGUAUAAAGGGUCGAGUACGUGGAUAUAGAAUUGAUUACAUUGAUAAAAACAAUGAAACUGGAUGUCAGCGUUGCUCAACGUUUGUAUACGGGCAAACGGACCACGGAACUAUAAUUGGUCUUGAACCUAAUGGGGACUAUUGGGUGAGAGUUACAGUUUUCAAUUCUGCCGGAAUUAGCACCAUUAGUGAAAGAUAUCUGUGCAGCACAUAUGAAGCACCUCCGGGUCGGUUUCCACAAUUUGUGGACGUUUAUCCUCAUGGUGAACACAGUGCACUUGUACGAUGGCGAGGUGUAAACAUAAUACAAGGGGAGGCCACUCUCAAUGGAUAUAAGCUGAUGUACUGGUCCGUGGGUGAUGAUAUAAGAACUGCCAAUUUUACUCUUGUGGACAAAGUCAAUGAAGGGGUCAUAUAUGGUCUGCAAAUAGAUGUUAUAUAUAAAUUAAGAGUGAUGGCCACAAACCGAGGCGGUGAUGGAAAGAAAAGUCCUACAGUGUAUUUUACUAUUCUAAAAGGUGGUGCCAUCAACAUUAAUCGAGCCAAUUUUGAUCCAACUACGUCAGCCAUUUUAAUUGCAUCAGCGACCAAUGUUUUCUACAGUUACAUAACAAUGUUUCUCACGUUUGCUUCGUUUCUAUUUUUAAAUUAAGUGAAAAGGGUCCCUUAUUUGAAAACUGACUCGUGUCAUAAAAACGCGUAACACGUGCAAUGAAGAAGUAACUUCGAUUAUUUGUGUACUGUGUUUUACAUGCUACAACAUUGUGUGUUUCUUUCAUGGUGUGUUCUCUCGUCAUAUUUAAGAAAGCCUGAUUAUUUCCUAGUCUCAGUAUCAUUCAUCUUUUUUUUUUCAUUAUUCGUACAUUUUCAAGAGAGUUUAGUGGUAUUUAGAGCGGAGCUUCGAUUAAUCGUAGUGAAGUUAAAAAAUGUGAGGAUGUUUUAUUGUACCCCACGAACAAUAAAGUUGUAAGCGGGUAUACUGGUUUCAGGUUGUCCGUCUGCCCGUCCGUUUGUCUGUAGACACAAUCUUGUGCGCACCAUCUCUUCUCAUCCCCUUAACACAAUUUAAUGAAACUUCACACAUGUCAUCAGUAACAACAGUAGUUGUGCAUAGUGCAUGUUAGGUUCUUAGAAAAAAUAUUUGCAAAGUUACGGGACUUUUUUGUUCCUAUACUAUAUACAAAGAGUCUGCAUACGCAAUCUUGUGCGUGAUAAAUCUCCUGAACCCAUGCGCACAAUUUAAUGAAACUUCACACACAAGUGAUGAGUAGUACUUAACUCUAGUUGUGCAUGGUGCAUGUUAGGUUCUUUCAGAAAAAAAAAUCUGCACAGUUAUGGGAAUUUGUUUUUUGUUAAUAUACUAUAUAAGUAUACAGUCUGCAUAUACAAUCUUGUGCACACCUAAUCUCCUGAACCCUUGCAUACAACUGAAUGAAACUUCAAACAAAUGAUCAGUGCCGACUAUAGUUGUGCAUGGUGCAUGUUACGUUCUUUUAGAUACAUAUUCUGCAGAGUAAUGGGACUUUUUUUGUUAGUAUACAACAUACAGCAAUAUUGAGCGCGCCUAUAAUCUCCCGAAACGCUGCACAUAAUUUAAUGAAACUUCACACAUGUGAUCAGUAGCGACCAUACUUGUGCAUGGCGCAUGUUAAUUAUGUUCUUUCAGAAAAAUAUUCUGCAGAGUUAUGGGACUUUGAUUUUUGUUACAGUACUAUAUACAUAGAGUCUAUAUACAUAGAGUCCACAUAAUUAUGCAAUAUUGUGGGCGUCAAAAAUGUUCAGUGUCAGUGCGUGCGAGGAGGGUGGGGGGGGGGGGGACAUUGAUCACCUUCAGUGAUAGCUCUAGUUUAGCAUUACUGCCAGCCUUGUUUCAAAUGAUUUUGAAAUAAUUCAUAACAACCGCUGACCCCUUAACUUGCACAUUUUAAUUGUAACGGAUUUACUUUUGUAACAAUUACUUUGCUCUUCCUAUGGCUAUAUGCUCAUCAAUUUGUCACCUUAACCCUUAAUAUGCUGGACACGAUUGAUUAUGCCAUUGCGACCAGUACAGAUCAUGAUCAGCCUGAACAUCCAUGCAUCUGAUCAUGGUCUGCACUGUUCGCCAUUCAGUUAGUCUCUUUUUUGUAAGUACCCCUUUUUAAAAAACAGUUAAUGGUACUGUCCAGAUUGAAAGAUGGACAAGUUCAUUAUAGAAAUUGAGCAGGAUAAGGGCUGAGGUUAGUCCGAAAACUUGAUGAGUUACAUCACCGAAAGAGCCGCACCAUGAGAAAACCAACGUAGUGCGGUCUGGUCCGGAUCCAUGCUGUUCGCUUUCAAAGCCUAUUGCAAUUAGAGAAACCUUUAGUGAAUAGCGGAUACGCAGGCUGGUCUGGACCCAUGCUGGUUGCAAACGCACUAUGUUUUCUCAUGCCGAUGGUGCGGCUCAAAAUACUGAAUUCUCAUGAAAUGUCUGUCUACAUUAAGAUUAAUCCUGUCAUCUUUUUUAUAUGUAUGUGUUCAUAAGUAUCAUUACAUUUGACAUAAUUUGAACACAUUACUGUGUUUAUACAUCCGUUUUCAGUUAGGUAAUCAGUGUAAUAUGCAAAACUUGCUUAUAUGAUUGUGUAUACAAUACAAUUUCUUACUUUUUACAA
Messenger RNA from Mercenaria mercenaria, 6077 nucleotides. Its product is annotated as contactin-like. Bases 353 to 4096 code for a protein of 1247 amino acids. Gene Ontology annotation, molecular function: protein binding. Gene Ontology annotation, biological process: cell-cell adhesion. The transcript has 27 exons. NCBI's taxonomy places the organism in Eukaryota, Metazoa, Mollusca, Bivalvia, Venerida, Veneridae. The record is from RefSeq and is a predicted model, not a curated record.